Phyllopteryx taeniolatus (common seadragon) is the source of this 3674-nucleotide messenger RNA. RefSeq names its product extended synaptotagmin-2-like. Lineage: Eukaryota; Metazoa; Chordata; Actinopteri; Syngnathiformes; Syngnathidae. The coding region runs from base 168 to 2768 and encodes 866 amino acids. The record is from RefSeq and is a predicted model, not a curated record. The transcript has 23 exons. Gene Ontology annotation, molecular function: lipid binding. Gene Ontology annotation, biological process: lipid transport.
ACGGCUUCCUGCCGGGCUGAGCUGAGCGGAGUGAGGUGACCGCGCUUCCACACCGGGAUGAGCUUGAGAAGCCGAGGGGGAGUCAUCCUGGUCGGCAUGCCGAGCAUCGCGGCUUCUCGCUGCUCAAUUUGAGGUCGUUGAAGAGCGAAUGCGGAUUUUGAGGGGAAAUGAGUAACAGCGUUGGCUCCAGGACGGAAGGCUUGGACAGAUCAGUCGCCAUGUCCAACGGACGGGUCUUGUCUCCCGACGGCCCAACUGGCUCCACGCUCGGCCCGCUGCCGGAGGAGCCGGCCGGCGGGCCUCAGUCGUCCCUGACAGAAAUCACCGAUAUGUGGGUGAAAUUCGGGAAGACGUUCGCCGCUAUCCUGCCCAUCUACAUCCUGGGCUACUUGGAGUUCAGCUUCAGCUGGGUACUCAUCGGACUGGCCGCCUUAUUCUACUGGAGACGAGCCCAUGGCAGCAAGGACUACAGGAUCAACCGUGCCCUAGCCUUCCUGGAGCAUGAGGACAAAGUCAUCAAGCAGACUCUGCCCACCACUGAGCUACCAUCAUGGGUUCAUUAUCCAGAUGUGGAGAGAGUUGAGUGGCUCAAUAAGACGGUGAAGCAGAUGUGGCCGUUCAUCUGCCAGUUCGUGGACAAGCUGUUCAGGGAGAGCAUCGAGCCGGCGGUGAAGGGGGCUAACUCGCAUCUCAGCUCCUUCUGCUUCUCCAAGAUCGACAUGGGCGACAAGCCUCUGAGGGUGAACGGUGUGAAAGUUUACACGGAGAAUGUGGACAAGAGGCAGGUCAUCAUGGACAUGCAGAUCAGUUUUGUGGGCAACACUGAGAUCGACGUAGACAUCAAGAAGUAUUACUGCAGGGCUGGAAUCAAGAGCAUCCAGCUUCAUGGCGUGAUGCGUGUGGUGAUGGAGCCUCUCCUUGGAGACAUGCCUCUCAUUGGCGCGCUCUCCGUCUUCUUCCUCAAGAAACCGCUUCUGGACAUCAACUGGACAGGCCUGACCAACAUGCUGGACAUUCCCGGGAUCAACGGUUUGUGCGACAACCUGAUCCAGGACAUCAUCUACAGCUUCCUGGUGCUCCCCAACCGCAUCACUAUCCCUCUGGUGGGCGAGGCUCAGCUGGACCACCUCCUCUUCCCCGUGCCCAAAGGCAUCCUGCGCCUCCAUUUCAUGGAGGCCCAGGACCUUUUGGGCAAGGACAAGUUCCUGGGCGGUCUCAUCAAGGGCAAGUCGGACCCCUACGGAGUCAUCCGGGUGGGCAACCAGCUCUUCCAGAGCAAAGUCAUCCACGAGACAGUCAACCCCAAGUGGAACGCCGUGUACGAGGCGCAAGUCAUGGACCCGGCCGGACAGAAUCUGGAGGUCCAGUUGUACGACGAAGACACAGACAAAGACGAUGUGCUGGGAAGCGUGACCAUCGACUUGGGCGAGUUGGCCAAGGAGCAGAAGGUGGACGAGUGGUUUAGUCUGGAAGGCGUGGCUUCGGGGAAGUUGCAUCUGAAGCUGGAGUGGUUGUCUCUGCUGUCCACGCCCGACAAGCUGGACGAGGCUCUAUCCAGCAUCCGCGCCGACCGCGGCAAAGCCAAUGACGGCCUCUCGUCCGCGCUGCUCGUCGUCUUCUUGGACUCUGCGAGAAAUCUGCCGGCCGGGAAAAAAGUGACCAGUGAUCCGAGUCCAUUUGUCCAGCUCAGAGUGGGUCACAAGUCCCACGAGAGCAAGACGCGCUACAAGACCAACGAGCCAGUGUGGGAAGAAGCUUUCUCCUUCUUGGUCCACAACCCCAGGAGUCAAGAUCUGGAGGUUGAGGUGAAAGACGCCAAACACGACAACUGUACUUUGGGAACGCUGGCUCUGCCUCUGGGCCGCCUGCUGGAGGCAGAAGACAUGACACUCAACCAGCAGUUUCCUCUCAGGAACUCUGGACCCAGCUGCAGUCUCAAGAUGAAGAUGGCUCUGCGGGUGUUGUGUUUGGACAAAGACGCAUCUCCUGGCUUUGAGCCGAACCAGGCCUCGUCCGGACUCAAGUCCAGUUCCACCAGCCCGACGCCACGCCUGUCCGUGUCCUCCGACUCCGCCAUGGACAUCCCACGCUCGGCCUCCGUGUCAGCUCAUGACGCCCUGAGGCGGCGUCGGGAGGCCGAGGAGGAGCUUCAGCUGGAGGGUCGGUUGAAGGGGGGCAGCCUGGCUGAGAGGGGCCGCAGCUCGUCCCAUUUGGCCAUCUCGGGAUCGCAGUACUUCCUGGACGGAGGGAAGGAGGCCACGCCCAGCAUCGCCUCCGACAUCUCUAACCCGUACGCCGCUCAGGAGCUGCAGCAGAGACUCCAGCAGAUGCAGAAUGGUUCUGGACCCAACUACUUCCCCCUGGGGGAGAUCCAGCUGACGGUGAGACACAGCUCACAGAGGAACAAGUUGGUGGUGAUGGUCCAUGCUUGCAGGAACCUGAUCUCGUUCAGCGACCACGGGUCGGACCCUUACGUGCGGCUCUACUUGCUACCUGACAAGAGGCGGUCGGGAAGGAGGAAAACUCACACCUUCAAGAAAACACUCAACCCCGUUUAUAAUCAGACCUUCGAGUUCAGCGUGUCCCUGGUGGAGCUCCACAGGAGAACUCUGGAUGUGGCCGUCAAGAACAGUGGAGGGCUGCUCUCCAAACACAAGGGCCUUCUGGGAAAGUUGUUGGUGAAUUUGGGCCAAGAGGACAUUGCCAAGGGCUGGACACAAUGGUAUGAGCUUACUGAAGACGGCCAAAAGAAGCCUCAUCAGCUCUAAAGUCUCAUCCUCAUCAUCAUGAUCACUUCAGCAUCAUUCUAAUCUUCACAUUUUGUGCGACUUUCCUUUCCGAACAAACAAAAAAAGCAGCUUCAAUGUUGAGUGGCAAGGCAGACCUUCCUUUUAAGGCUAAAGGGAACGUACGCAAACAUGUCGUAUAUUUAUAUUAUCGAACAUGUCAUAUUUGUAAAUAUGCACCACCAAGCUGGAUGAAGACGGCUAGCAUUUAAUUUGUAUUUUUUUUCUUAAUGAUGGCUGUCAUAUGUACAAAGGGACACACAGAAAAGAGGAAAAAAAAGAGAGACUUUCAGUUAAAAAAAUAGUCAUAUUUUGCAAGGAAAAAGUCAUUUUUGAGAUUGGAAAAAAGUUACAGAUAUUACACGGUUUCAGUCAGAAUUUAAUGAGGGCAAAAAAACAUUUUAAGUUAAUUAUUAUCCAAGUUUGUUCUCGUAAUAUUCUGACUAGUGAAAAAAUAUGACCGCAAUCUCAUUCUAAUUUUAAUUAAUUUGUUAAAAAAUACCUUUGUUUCUUGAAAAAAAAUUACCGUGUCUUGCGAAAAAAAAAUUUCUUUUAAAGUCAACUUAAAAAAAAUUCUUUUUUUCAAUCUGUUCUCGAACAACAACUUGUUUCUUGAUUGUUUUUUUUUUUUGGUGGCUAUUCCUCUUUAAAGAGUAGCUUUAUUUUUUGUAGAGUUGUGUUAUUGCUCACUUUUUCCUGAAUAACAAUACAAACCUUUUCUUUCUUAGAGAAAAAAAAUUCAACUUUGACCCAGAUUUUUUUCUUGAUUGUUUUUUGGACUUUUUUUUUUUCUUAAAAAGUUUUUUUUCAAUUUUCUAAUUACUUGUUUUCUCGAAUUUUUUUUUAUUUUUUAGAAAGAAAGUACUGUAUUUUUUCCCCUAUAUGCGU